Molecule: messenger RNA, 2332 nt
Organism: Cajanus cajan (pigeon pea)
Lineage: Eukaryota; Viridiplantae; Streptophyta; Magnoliopsida; Fabales; Fabaceae
Gene: REP
Product: Rab escort protein
Biological process (GO): protein geranylgeranylation; small GTPase-mediated signal transduction; vesicle-mediated transport
Cellular component (GO): cytosol; nucleus; Rab-protein geranylgeranyltransferase complex
Molecular function (GO): GDP-dissociation inhibitor activity
Source: RefSeq, a predicted model, not a curated record
CUCACCGAUAGCAGAGGUGAAAAUCAUUAUACUAAGGCAACCGAUAUUCAAUUUCCCACUUUUUCUGGCACGACACAGACGGCGAUUAACCUGCACGCGCCGUCGUCGCAAUGACCGAACCCCAAGACCCCUUCUCCUUCUCCUCCUACCCUCCCAUCGACCCCAUCAACUUCGAUCUCAUCGUCAUCGGCACCGCCCUAUCGGAAUCCGUCAUCGCCGCCGCCGCAUCCGCCGUCGGCAAAACCGUCCUCCACCUCGACCCCAACUCCUUCUACGGCAGCCACUUCGCCUCUCUCUCCCUCCACGACCUCACUUCCUACCUCACUUCCCCCCACCACCCUCCCCGCGCCGCCUCCGGCGGCGACUCCGACUACUUCGGUGUCGACCUCGUCCACCAGCACCCGUGCUCCGACGUCGAAAUCGCGUUUUGCGACGAUGAAUCCGAGUCAUUUCUCCGCGAAAAUUCGCGAAAAUUCAACAUCGAUUUGGGAGGUCCGAGGGCGCUGUUCAGCGCGGACAAGGCGAUCAAUCUGUUGAUGAAAUCGGGUGCGUCGCAGUAUAUGGAGUUCAAGGGAAUCGACGAGAGCUUCGUGUACGAGGCGAACGAGGGUUUGGCGAACGUCCCGGAUUCUCGCGGAGCGAUUUUCAGAGACAAGAAGCUUUCGCUGAAGGAGAAGAACCAGUUGAUGAGGUUCUUCAAGCUCGUUCUGAAGCACUUGGACGAUACUCAAGAGGAAAAAAUUUCGGAGGAGGAUCUGGAGAUUCCGUUUGUUAGUUUCUUGGAGAAGAUGAAGUUGCCGCCUAAGAUAAAAUCGAUUCUUUUGUAUGCUAUAGCCAUGGUAGAUUAUGAUCAAGACAAUAAUGAGGUUUGUAAAGAUUUACUUAAAACAAAAGAUGGAAUAGAUUGUUUAGCUCAGUACAGCUCAUCUGUUGGAAGAUUUCCCAAUGCUCCUGGGGCUUUGCUAUAUCCUAUUUAUGGUGAAGGAGAAUUACCACAAGCUUUUUGUCGUCGUGCUGCUGUCAAAGGUUGCAUUUAUGUUCUAAGAAUGCCAGUUAUUUCUCUGCUUAUGGAAAAGGUUACUGGGCUUUAUAAAGGUGUUAGGUUAGCUUCAGGUCAAGAUUUAUAUAGCAACCAACUAAUCCUGGAUCCAUCCUUCACGGUUCCAUCACUGCCAUCUUUGUCUCGAAGAGAUGUUCUCACUGAAAGGCUCCAAAUGUUGAGUCAGAGAGAUAUUAAAGGAAUGGUGGCCAGGGGAAUAUGCAUCACAAAGAGUUCAAUUAAACCAGAUGUAUCAAAUUGCUCAGUGGUGUAUCCUCCUCGAUCUUUGUAUCCUGAACAGGUGACAUCAAUCAAAGCUCUUCAGAUAGGAUCAAAUCUUGCUGUUUGUCCUGCGGGAACCUUUAUUUUAUACUUUUCUACUUUGUGCAAUGAUGCCGAUGAAGGAAAGAAGUUACUAAAAGCAGCCAUGAAUGCUCUUCUUACACUGCCUGUAUCUGAAAACUCUGAAAGUAUUCCGAGUGUCCAAAGUGACAGUGCAGACAUAAAACCAAUUGUGAUCUGGAAUGCAUUUUAUAUUCAGAAAUUAAUUACGAGUAAAUUUGAAUUUAUCAGCUCCACUCCUACACCGGAUGGAAAUCUGAACUACAAUGACCUUUUAGAUGCCACCGAGAAGCUAUUUGGUCAGAUGUACCCCAAUGAAGAAUUCUUUCCAAAGGCAACAUCACCUGAAGAUCCUAAGGAUGAAGAUGAGGAUGAGGAUGAGGAUGAUGAUGGGGAAGAUAGUGGGAUAACUCUGGAGAGCUAAGCAAGGUGAAACUGGGUGGGCAUCUCAUGUCAACUGCAGGAGAAAGGAAUUUGUGAAAGAUUUGUAUAUGCCUCGAAGAAUUGAAGAUGUGGGUUAAAAUUGUUAAUUAUGGACGUAAAAUGUCAUAGUUCCUACUUUUUAGGUGAACAGAUACAAAAAAAGGUCCUCAAGGCAGGAAAAAAAUAGUGGUUACUGAUUCUGAAAUUUUUUGUCAAACAUACACAUGCGGUUUUUGUGCUGUGUAUCCACUUUCGAGCGUUUGUUCGGCAAAGUUGUGACUUGUUCAAGAUACGGGAAAGUGGAAGUUUAACGUUCGCGAAGUACAGCGCUUACGUUCCUACAUCUUCAUCUGCAAUUUGUAUUUUGAAAACUAUUUUGUAUAAUAUUGCAUUAGGACGUAUUUGAAUUUGUUGCAACAUGGACCAACAUGAAUUAUUGUAGGUUGUACGAGCUCACCUAAUUUUAGGGAAAAAAACUUCGCCUUGUAGAACAACAGAACGAAUCAAAUGCAUUUCCUCUUACUAUAA